CUCAGCUCGGUGGCCAUGGGCAAGCAGAACAGCAAGCUGCGGCCCGAGAUGCUGCAGGACCUGCGGGAGAACACGGAGUUCUCGGAGCUGGAGCUGCAGGAGUGGUACAAGGGCUUCCUCAAGGACUGCCCCACGGGCAUCCUCAACGUGGACGAGUUCAAGAAGAUCUACGCCAACUUCUUCCCCUACGGCGACGCCUCCAAGUUCGCCGAGCACGUCUUCCGCACCUUCGACACCAACAGCGACGGCACCAUCGACUUUCGGGAGUUCAUCAUCGCGCUGAGCGUGACCUCGCGCGGCCGCCUGGAGCAGAAGCUCAUGUGGGCCUUCAGCAUGUACGACCUGGACGGCAACGGCUACAUCAGCCGCGAGGAGAUGCUGGAGAUCGUGCAGGCCAUUUACAAGAUGGUUUCGUCGGUGAUGAAGAUGCCAGAGGACGAGUCGACCCCGGAAAAGAGGACUGAGAAAAUCUUCCGCCAGAUGGACACGAACAAUGACGGCAAGCUGUCCCUGGAGGAGUUCAUCCGCGGGGCCAAAAGCGACCCGUCCAUCGUGCGUCUGCUGCAGUGCGACCCCAGCAGCGCCUCCCAGUUCUGAGAGAGCAGCCAGGUCUCCCUCCUCCCCGCCUCACUGGCCCUCUCCCGGCUCUCAGCUUCCUCUCCCUCGUGUCUAUCCAGGCUGGGGGGCAGACUGGGCCUGCCCCUGCCCCCGGGGUCUGCACUCCGGGGGCGCAGCCUAUGGGAAAGGGAACCCUGCAGCCCCCCCCCCAAGGCGCAAGCAAGCGGUUAGCACCCCCCUAUCCAAAAGGCAGUAUCUCCCUUCAGCAGUGAUGGGGAGACCCAGGAUCUGGCUUUGUCUUCCCCUCAAGCCUCCCCACCCAGGUAUCGGAAUUCCCACUACCCUCCCUCCCCGCACAGCCACGAGCCAGACUUCCCUCCCCAACCAAGCACCGGGCAA
This is a messenger RNA of Miniopterus natalensis, 957 nucleotides long. It is a transcript of the gene HPCA, whose product is annotated as hippocalcin. The record is from RefSeq and is a predicted model, not a curated record. Gene Ontology annotation, molecular function: calcium ion binding. NCBI's taxonomy places the organism in Eukaryota, Metazoa, Chordata, Mammalia, Chiroptera, Miniopteridae.